This is a messenger RNA of Annulohypoxylon maeteangense, 1311 nucleotides long. RefSeq names its product NAD(P)-binding protein. Lineage: Eukaryota; Fungi; Ascomycota; Sordariomycetes; Xylariales; Hypoxylaceae. The transcript has a single exon. Gene Ontology annotation, molecular function: oxidoreductase activity, acting on the CH-OH group of donors, NAD or NADP as acceptor. Bases 128 to 1159 code for a protein of 343 amino acids. The record is from RefSeq and is a predicted model, not a curated record.
AACCAACCGCUCAAGUAUGUAAGGCACAGAAAUUCCUGGUUUCUAAUUCUGUUGGUAUCUGCAAAUCUUCCUGAUCUUAAAGAAUUUCUUGUAUACUUAGAACUUAUAUCUAAACCACGACCCAACAAUGGCUAAACUCACAUUUACUCCAACGAUACCUCAGGGCUCCACUAUUCUAGUCACUGGCGCCAAUGGUUUGAUUGCUUCUCAUGCCGUUGAUCAAUUACUCGCAUUUGGUUAUAACGUUCGAGGUACCGUUCGGGACCCUUCAAAAUGUACGUGGAUGGAGCCACUAUUCUCCUCGCGGCAUCCCUCAAGUCACUUCGAGUUAGUGCAAGUGUCCGAUUUCGGCGCUCCGGGAGCUUGGGAUGCAGCUGUAAAAGGGGUUUCCGGCGUUGCAGCAGUGGCCGGCGCAGCAGCACUUACGAUUCAAGAUAUUGAUAGCGCUCUUGAGGAAGAGUGGCCUUGGAAUGAGUCGCUCCUCCAGGCGGCAAAGAAUGAGCCUAGCGUCAAGUCAUUCGCCUACACAACCAGUGCAUGGUCUGCAUACACCCCGGACCAGACCAAGAAAACCAAGUUGACGGAAUGGUCGUUUAAUGAACAUGCUGUUCAAGUAGUGAGAAGCAAUGCCACCCCCGAGGAGAAAGGCAUCAAGCCGUACAUGGCGUUCAAGACUUUACUUGAGCAGAAAGUCUGGGAUUGGGUUAGAAGAGAGAAACCAUCUUUCACUUUCAACUCGAUUCUUCCCGAGACUGUUAUCGGUAAAUGCCUUGACCCUAAGGGCCAAGGAUUUCCAAGUACAUGUGGCAUGGUCAAAUGGGUCGUCGAUGGGGUCAACCUGAAUCUGCUUGGCUCAAUACCGCCUCAAUGGCACGUCGACACCAUUGACUGCGGAUUGCUUUACGUGGCAGCUCUAAUCACCCCUGGGGUAAACGGGGAGAGAAUUUUCGGAUUUAGUGAUCGGUAUAGCUGGUCUCGUGUCGGCCAAAUCUUGCAGAAGCUUUAUCCCGAGAGAAAAAUACCGGUUUUGGAAGACAACGGCUGGGACCAGACAGAUGUUCCAAACCAGAGGGGCGAGGAGUUGAUUAAGGGUUUAGGCCAUAAGGGGUGGACUAGCCUCGAGGAGAGCGUCAGGGCUUGUGCAGAGGGCUUCAUGUAAGUAAGUAGCUAUGAUAACUAAGGUUCCGCAAUGUAUAAUACAACUAUACAUUAUGCGCAUAAUGUAUUAUACUUAUACCGUAUAAUAAAUUCAUUAUACGUAUAACGGAACGGAAAAACCCUCCGGCCCCACAUACCCCAAAUAUAUAAGAG